AUGGCGAUUCUGUCUUCUAACCUCGUGAAUUCUAUCAGAGUCGCAUUCUAUGCAUUUGUGUCAUAUCUCUUGCUCACAGAUCCCAAGUCCGUGCUCGAGUACGAAGGGUUAAUUAUCCUUGCCUCGUCCAUGAAUAUGCCCCUUUUGUUAACGACAGAAGGGUCUUCUAUCUACGGGGCCCUGGCAUUGCUCUUGUUUAUGACCGCGCUGAGCGACUUGGUGCCUCUUCUGGAUGGGAACCACGGUUAUUUUGAGGCCACUAUCCCAACGAGACUUCUUGUCCACUUCGCUCUGGUGUUCUACUCAUACAUGGGAGGAAACCCAAUCAUUUCCAAUUCGUUGAUCUUUGGCUACUGCUUUAUGGAGAUCUGGUUUUCUGUCUUGAUUUUCAGCUCGUUGAGGGAGGAAAAAGUGGAAAGAGCCAAAAAUGAGCAAAAGAGGGCUUUGGAGUUAAAAGAUAAGUACGAAAGAGGCGAGCUCAAUGAGGAAGAGGAGGAAAAACUCACCAAAGACCUUCAGGAGAUUGAAAUGAAGAAGAUUAUGAGGGAGUUUGAAGACAAAUAG
Molecule: messenger RNA, 564 nt
Organism: Ogataea parapolymorpha DL-1
Lineage: Eukaryota; Fungi; Ascomycota; Pichiomycetes; Pichiales; Pichiaceae
Exons: 1
Coding region: 1-564 (187 amino acids)
Source: RefSeq, a predicted model, not a curated record